AUGGGAAACCUCUGCCACCAGCAGCCCCCCGAUGCCACCCCUCAGCGCAGCCCAAGGAGGGCGAGGGACAGCGGGACGCUGCCGGGGUUCCUCCUCCUCCUCCUUCUUGCCUCCUCCAUGGCAGCUUGCAAAGGUGCACCGAUGCCAUCCCAGCCACUGGAGGCAGAUGAGAAUCUGCAGCUGUGGAAAGAGAUAGAUGAUGCAUGUUCUGCCUACCUCUCCACAGAUUCUCAGACUCAGGUGAGUCAGAUGAAAGCAUCCAGUACACUGGAAGAACUUUGUUUUUUGGUCAUGGGAUUUCUCCAGGAACCACAGGGUUUGGAUGAAAAAGACAACGCCAAAAGGUUCUUAUUUCAUUAUGCUAAGACUCAUGACUCAGGCAACUCAGACAUCAGGUCAUCUGUCCUGCAUCCUUUGCUGCAACUCCUUCCCCAGAUUAAUGAAAGAAGACUGAAGAGAUACAAAGUGGACGAAGAACUUCAAGCACCUAGAGGAAUUAAAAGCAGAGGCUACUUUUUCUACAGGCCACGCAAUGGAAGGAGAUCAGUGGAUUUUCGCUAA
Messenger RNA from Calypte anna (Anna's hummingbird), 561 nucleotides. RefSeq names its product neuromedin U (gene NMU). The transcript is spliced from 9 exons. Gene Ontology annotation, molecular function: neuromedin U receptor binding. Gene Ontology annotation, biological process: regulation of smooth muscle contraction. Lineage: Eukaryota; Metazoa; Chordata; Aves; Apodiformes; Trochilidae. The record is from RefSeq and is a predicted model, not a curated record. The coding region runs from base 1 to 561 and encodes 186 amino acids.